Molecule: messenger RNA, 956 nt
Organism: Anopheles arabiensis
Lineage: Eukaryota; Metazoa; Arthropoda; Insecta; Diptera; Culicidae
Exons: 3
Coding region: 185-853 (222 amino acids)
Source: RefSeq, a predicted model, not a curated record
GAGGAUAUUUAUGUUAGUUCGACAGCGGCCCAAGGCUCAGUGUUUCGUGCAACCUGUGCACAGUGUGGUCUUCUGCUCCGCCCGUAAGGAUCCUGCUGUCUGUUAGUGAAACGUGCCAGUGUCAGUACCUCUAGCGUGCUCAACUAAAGCGUGUGUGUAACAGAGUUUUUGACAUUUUGCAACCAUGAAAUCGGCACUACUGCUCGGUACUGCAUUUCUGGUGCUGAUACUGGUGCUUGUGAUACCGGAAACGUACGGCAAUGUGCACGAUUUCGAUGGGAAUGAGCUGCACACGCCACCGUACGAUCGGCGUCGUCCAACAGGCCGCGAACAGGCCCCGGUUGGACGUGGGUUUACCGACAGUGCGCGCGAUAUUCUGGCCAGCCCGGCCGGUCAGCUAGCAGCGUACGUUGCCAAAGAGAUGAUCAGCCGCUCGGCAGGCAAUAGUCAGGUGCUCAGCUUGAACUUGACGAAUCUGCUGAUUCUGUUUCUACUGAAGGCGCUCAUCUUUGCCGCUGGUCUGAUCGGUGCCGGCAACUGGAGCCAGUAUGCGCGAGGCCGCAGCGAAGGUGGAGGCUUUUUGCUGCCAGGUGAAGCGAACCUCAUCAUCGGCUAUCUGGCGGCGGAAGGUUCCGGCCAGGACGGGUGCCUGAUGCGUUCGGCCUGCCGGGCGCCUCGCACCGCCGACGAGUACGCCCGGGCGGCCCAUGCCCUCGUCAAGGGAGCGGAAAUGUUCAGCCCGGAGGUGGCGGAAAACUACAACUACAAGCGCCUGCUGACCAACCUGGAUCGGGCGGCCAUGGAGGGGCUGCAGGGAGCGCCGUGCGAAAUGAUUUAUCCCUGUCAUAUUUGAGCCCGCCGAUCGAUCGCGGCUUCUGCCACCUUAGAUAAGUGUUUAGAGCUGUGCCGAGUCGGAGCAGCAGUUUAGCUGACAGUGACGUUUUGAUGAAUGAAAA